UCACCGGACAAACACUGCUGCCACAAGUCCAAACGGAGUGAAACAGUGAGAAACAGAGAGGCAGAUUCACACGUAUGAGGAGAGAAGCGGACUGUAGCAGGAGAGCGUUGUGAUUGUUUGGGCAACAGGAGCUCGUGGUGGCCAACAAGAGGGCAGUCAAGCCUGAGGAGAUGCUCUGAGGAAGUGUGCCAAGCGAUGGAGCUUAAAGCAGCCAACAGGCAGGCACAAUUAGCCAGAAUGGAAGACCAGGACAGAGUAAGCCAAGCUUCCAGUGUGGCCACCAUUUCCUACUUUCCCGCCAUAAAGGAAAGUGAUGGAAAGGUACAAACAUUUGGGAAAAGAUGUCAGGCUGCCAAGAGAGACCCCAACUGUCCUGUGGUCAUCAGAGGAUGGCUCAACAAAAAAGAUAGCUCUGGCUUGAAGCUAUGGAAGAGAAGAUGGUUUGUCCUCUCCAACUACUGUCUGUUUUACUAUAAAGACAGUAGAGAAGAGUCUGUGCUCGGCAGCAUCCCACUCCCAAGCUACAAAAUCCUGUUCUGCACACCACGAGAAUGCAAGAACAGAAAGUUCACUUUCAAGGUGGUGCACCAGGGAAUGCGUUCUUACUUCUUCAGCGCUGACACUCAGGAGGACAUGUUGGGUUGGGUCCGAGCCCUUAGCCAAUCUGCUGCAAUGGAGCCAGACAGCACCAUGAACAGGCGUUGCUCAAGUUAUCAGGAUUUCACACAGAUAGGUGGCAGCAGUGAAUCAGUGGACUUCCCUAAAUCUCCCUCUGAUGGAGAGGGUCCCUCCCAAAAACACAGGCACGUCAACAGGACUCUGAGUGAACCGAGUCACCUCACUGGCGGGAGGAUGGGGAUGUCGCACUCAGAGCAGAGGGGGAGGCGGAGUGGGCGUCAGAGAAACAGCAGCCCCUCAGACAGAACAUCCACCCCCCCUGAAUUCAGCAGAGGAAGAGCCUGUGGUCCAGAUCAAGAGGAGGAUUCUUUUCCUGGCCAAAACACACCACCCACACAAACGGAAAUUAUGGGAACGGGUUCUUUGACCUCCAGAGGUCAGCUGGGGUCACGACCUCAUACACCAGUUGGAAGGGUUGACAUUCGACCUCACGAUGACCCACUCAUGGUGCCACAGACCCUGUACUAUGCACCUGCCUCACCUAAGCUGGAGUUCAAAUCCACUCCUAAUACUCCCGUCUCAGAAAGGUGGCAAAACCUAAGCAAGCCUACACCUACAUAUGGCUCAGUUCAUCAUAUCCCGACUGGGAGAAGACCUUUAGGAAAGAGCUACUCCACAGGGGCACAUGCAGAUUUACUGCCCCCUUUGCCACCCUCAUCGAGAGCCGCACAUGCUCCACACCCCCCACACCACCACCACCACCAUCACCACCAUCACCGCAGCCAUUUAUCUGUUUGUGUGCUACCGCCAGCUAUGCCCCCGAAGUCUGACCCGAGGGAAACCCCACCAAUCAGACCUCUUGAAAGUGAUGCAGAUGCUGUGUUGACAAGGUUGUGCGGGUGUGACAAGCUGCUACAGUCACUGUCUGUAGAACUGGCUCAGCUGCAAAUGGACAAGGAUAGUGUCCAGUGCGCAUUGGAAGUGUCAAGACUGCAGCUGGAGGAGUGGCAGAGCCAGGGGCCCCGGGCCCAGGAAGAAGUCCUGGCGCAGAAGGCUUUUCUCCAGGAAGAGCUGGUCACAAUCCGGGCCAGGAUGUGUGACGUAUCAUUGGAAAUGGAGAGGGUGUGGAGUCAGUACGAGAGAAUGGAGAGUGAACUGUCUGUUAUUCGCUCACACCUUCAGCACAUCUGUAACUUUGGAAUGCCACAGGAGCAGUCUCAGGCUCAGAGAGAGCUGUGGAUGAUGGAGGACAUCCUCGCUGGACUGAAGGCCAACAGGGAUCAUUUCCGCUUCUUGCUGGGACUACAGAGGCACCACAUGUUCCAGCCGACAACCCCGCACCCUGGAUCCCCUGGCUCUCCCACAGAGAGGCUGCAGAGUGGACUGCCAAUGGAUGAGGAACAAGAGCCACCAGUCCGCCCAGCGUUACCUCUGGAGCUACAGGAUAUCCAACAGAGCAGGGAUCACAGCCACGGCUAUGCAGAGUCACUAUAUGAGGGAAUCUACAGCCACGCUGUUGAUCCUGCACAUAGGAGAGGGAACAGUCAGCCUGACCUCCUUAACAUGAAAGCACAGAGAGAUGCAUCCGAAUCUCAGUCUGGCUCAAAGUGGAACCCACCAGACACAACCAACCAAUCAACCAAGAAGAUGAAGAUGAGUGAAGAAGAGCAGAUUGAGAGGAUGAAGAGAAAUCAAGAGAGGCUGACUAAUAGGAAGAAACCUCCUCUACCCGCUCCAGGUGCACAGAGUUCAGAAACACGAGAGGAGGCCCCGUUUCCUUUAAGGGUGACACGAGUUGUUACAGCUGUACUGCCGUCCUCUCUUGUGGCCCGACGGGUUUCUGUUGAGGAUCCACCGGCUGAGCUUGACCCUCCACUGCCUGAGCAGAUCUCACCUGAGAUGCAGCAAAGACUGGCUGAGCAGGGUAAAAAGAUGUUGAAUAAGCCACCUAGGCGUCUGCAGCUGGAGAGCCCUGAUCAAAAUCAGUCUUUGGCAGAGAUGCACCAGGAUCAGCCCAUUAAAAGGACAAGCAGACAGCAGCAUCUGGGAGUACUGAGGUCUUCCAAGAAGGAGUCUCGGCUAGAUGAGAGCAGGGCUGAGUCUGUAGAAACCUCAAUCAGGAAUCAAGUUCGAGACCACGCAGGUUUGGGAAAUGGAAGAGAGGACUCGGAUACCAGGGCAGAGGAACAGCCCCCUGUCCUCCUGACCCCUGACAUCGACCCUGACCUCUGUCUGACCCCUGAACAGAGAGAGGCCAAACUCCGACGUGUGGAGCGAAUACGGGAGAGAGUCAUACGAAGCGCAGUCAGAGAGAGUGUUACUACACACAGUCAACUACCAAUCAGGGGGGAGGGGCAGGAAGUUCACCAGGUGCCCCAUGACACAGCUAGAAAACAAAGGGUGAAAUCAGACCAACCAUCUUAUGAUGGUUAUGGAACCCGUGGGGAUAACACAAGAAGUCCUACAGAACUUCAGCUUUCUAGUGGAACAUCUCAGGAUGAAGACGAAAGAGAUGGACAUGUGAAAAAAUCUAAAAGUCCAGUCAAGUCUGGGGACAAAACACAAUGCAAAGACCACAGUGGAAGAACAGGAGUUGCCAAAACUAAAAUCAAACGUCCAGCCUCACCAUAUCAUAUCUCAUCUAUGACUGUCUACCAAAAAGAUGGAGGCAAGGGGUUUGUAAGCUGCAAGGUUGAAGAGGAGAAAAAGCUCAAAGAACCUGCUGAUGAUGAUGAUGCUGAAAGUAAUUUUUCAUCCUCCGAUCUGAGAGCCAAGUGGUUCCUCUCCACCAACCAGUGGCAAGGGUUCAUACCUUUACAGAUCCCUGGCAUAGACUCAUUGUGCAACGAGGACAUUACAGACAUCAAACAACAACCAGCAUGCACUGAUGAUGUGACUGAUUCCACUGAAAUGUCAUCCACAGUGUGUGAAAGUUUAGAGAAAAUGAAAGAGAACCAUUCACUCUUCUACAAGAUUGCAUGUGACAUCAGUAUCUCAGACACAGAUAUAACAAAGAAUGAUGGGAAUACCAACGUCCAAAUGUCAUGUGGGCCGGAGGAGGAAGAAGAACUGUUGAUCACUGAAUCGGUACCAGAUGACGCAACCAGUAAUGUUGGGAGAUCUCCUAACCAAGAGAGCAAAGAUUCCAGCCUAAGUUUGCCAUCAGAUGUUGACGAAAACAACCGCUCAACUGAUAAAGUCCAAGAUUCAACACUGGAAACCCAGGGCAAAGCAACAUCAAAUACCUCAGCCAGUCCAGCAAAAGAGGCAUGUGUUUAUGAAGAGAUCAGGCAAAAAGAAUGUGAAGACACUUCAAGACAAGAGAGCCUGCUGAAAGUCAAAGAAACUAACAAUGGAGAUGUUGCUCAGGAUGUUGAUUCUGACAAAGCCCUGGAUAAAUGUGCAAAAGAAGAGCACAGUUUGGCAAAAGAGUCAGAAGAUAGGAAGGUGGACCAAGAGAGAUCCAAGGAGCUGAAGAAGUCUAGUAGUUUAAGUGAGGAGAACAAAGAGACAGUCCAAGAACGAGGUGACAACAACUCCGUCGCUCCGUCCAGCUCUGUGUACCAGGGCGGAAAAAUGAUUCGGAGCGCCUCUUUUGGGAAGGCACGAGUAACAGUAUUAAGGACAAGUUUGUAGGAGCAAGAACAGUGGUGGCUUAAGGAGCUUAAAUGAACGAACUUGGGAAGGACGAGAACACAGUUAAGUGAUUUAUGGUAAAGGAAGAUGCCCCAGAAGGACAACUUAAAGUGACUGAAGGAAACUGGACCUGACUUUGAGUUAGAUGCAGUAAAAUGGGAACAUAAAAAAUCAGAAAUGGACAUAAUCUUUGAUAAACUUGAACAUUUCCAUUAUUCAUAAUAUGUGGUUUGAAAUGGAUGCAGAUAAAAGAGUCUUCAUCAAAACAAAAACUAUGUAUGAAAGUAUAGUGUUGUUCUUGCUUGGUAAACACCAAAUAUCUUAUGUAUGGUUGCAGUCAUGCUCAGAAUUUGAGGUUAACACUUUCAUUCCUCUCCAAAUAUACACCUAACAUCACAGAAAUUAUAGAUGAUGGCUGAUAAUGGAUGGCAAUGUAACCCUGUUAUUGUCACUGUAACAAAAUGUGUUUUGUAUCUCAAAUAUCCUGAUUAAUAAACAGGCUGUG
Toxotes jaculatrix (banded archerfish) is the source of this 4759-nucleotide messenger RNA. RefSeq names its product pleckstrin homology domain-containing family A member 6 (gene plekha4). The record is from RefSeq and is a predicted model, not a curated record. The transcript has 24 exons. The coding region runs from base 196 to 4254 and encodes 1352 amino acids. NCBI's taxonomy places the organism in Eukaryota, Metazoa, Chordata, Actinopteri, Toxotidae.